AACAUCAUCAAAAGGAGAAAAAAAAAUUGUUCUUCAAAUGGAAAAGUUUUCAGCCAAGGUUUUCAUUUGCAGUUUAUUUGCAGCAUAUGUUUUGCUAUCUUCCCCAGCAAGGUCCCAAGAAGUUGAGGAUGAGAGCGAGUUUAAUUACGAUGAAGAUAGUGAUAGAGGACCAUCUCAUUGGGGAGACAUAAAACCAGAAUGGAGGAUGUGCGAAACUGGAAGAAUGCAAUCACCAAUUGAUUUGAAUUAUAGAAGCCUUCAACUGGCUAGAAUAGGACCCCUUAAUUUAAACUACAAUCCCUCCAAUGCUACCCUUAAGAAUAGGGGUCAUGAUAUUGAGUUGGAGAUUGUUGAUCCAACAAGCUCUCUACAAAUCAAUGGAAGUCGUUAUAUCCUUAAACAAUUACAUUGGCACAGUCCCUCUGAACACACCAUUGAUGGACGAAGACUGGAUCUAGAGCUACACCUGGUGCAUCAAACUCCCACAACUAAUCAAAUAGCAGUGAUUGGAAUGCUUUACAGGAUUGGAUUAAGAUCAGACUCAUUACUCUCAUUGCUAGAGGGGGAUUUGAAGGCACUUUCUGGGUCAAGUGUUGGAGCCAAUAGAUCAGUGGGUGUAUUUGAUCCAAAAGAGGUUGACAUGGACACAAAUUUGUAUUACAGAUACAUGGGUUCGUUGACUACUCCUCCUUGUACCGAGAAUGUUACUUGGACCGUCUUUACCCGGAUUAAAAGCGUUAGAAGAGAACAAAUCAAUUUGUUUCGAGAUGCUGUUCAUGAUGAUUCAGAUGGCAAUGCGAGACCAAUACAACCAAGCUCAAUGGCAGUGCAGUUCAAUGUAGACUUUAGUGAUUAAUUAAACUCGGAUUAAUUAAAUAUCGUGACAGUCUUUUUCAUUUUUUUAAAGUAUUAUUAUUAUUAUUAUUAUUGUUAUUAUUGUUGUU
Arachis duranensis is the source of this 944-nucleotide messenger RNA. Its product is annotated as alpha carbonic anhydrase 7. The record is from RefSeq and is a predicted model, not a curated record. Bases 38 to 856 code for a protein of 272 amino acids. Gene Ontology annotation, molecular function: zinc ion binding; carbonate dehydratase activity. Lineage: Eukaryota; Viridiplantae; Streptophyta; Magnoliopsida; Fabales; Fabaceae. The transcript is spliced from 7 exons.